Molecule: messenger RNA, 291 nt
Organism: Helobdella robusta
Lineage: Eukaryota; Metazoa; Annelida; Clitellata; Rhynchobdellida; Glossiphoniidae
Exons: 1
Biological process (GO): cell differentiation; regulation of DNA-templated transcription; anatomical structure morphogenesis
Molecular function (GO): RNA polymerase II cis-regulatory region sequence-specific DNA binding; DNA-binding transcription factor activity, RNA polymerase II-specific
Source: RefSeq, a predicted model, not a curated record
AUGGAGUCAAAAACUCCAUACACUGAUGCAACAAAUUGCAAAAAGAAAUCAACAAAUGGUCAUAUAAAGAGGCCAAUGAAUUCCUUCAUGAUAUUUGCUCAGAGAGAAAGGUUGAGAAUAUCGACCAUGUCUGAAAAGCCUUUACACAAUGCCGUAAUCAGCAAGAUGUGUGGAGCAAAGUGGAGAUCGAUGACUGCCGAAGAAAAGAAACCCUAUGAAGAUUUAGCGCAGGAUUAUAAGAUGCGCCAUUCUGUGCAAUACCCUUUCUAUGUGUAUAAGCCAAAGAAAAAA